GGGGGGGGGGGGGGGGGGAGAUAAGUGUUUGGUGACGUGUCCAUGUGUCACAGACACAGUGUAGUGUAUGAAACGCGGCCUCCAUAAGAGAAAAUGCUUUCAUUGUCUUUUCUGGCGCUCGCUUUUUUCCACACACGGGUAACUGACGCUGUUGUAGUGGCAAAGCCAGGGGUCCACCCGGUGGUAAUGAAAUCCGUACUCGCCAUUGACAUGCAUGUGUAUGAAAUGUGGGAGGAAGCUGACGUCCCCUGAGAAAACCCACGCAAACAUGGGGUUUGAAUCUAGAACUUCUUGACUGUGAGGCAGACAUACUAACCACUAUUCACUGUGUUUCCCAUAAUGUCCGUCCAUCAAUUUCCAUGGUAUGUGUCCUCAUUAGGGUGGCGGGUGAGCAGGAGCCUAUCCCAGCUGAAUGGAUGAGAACCACAAACCUCAAUACUGAGAGGCAGAGAUGCUCACCACUAUGUCAGUGUGCUGACCAGUGUGUAAAGUGUGCUCUCAUUCUUGAUCCUUGGGGUGUUUUGAUGAAUAACUGUUAAACUGAGGGGGGAAAUGCAUCAUAUUUAAUAAAUACAAAUAAGAUUUUUGUUUUUGUUUACAUGAUGCUGCAUUGGAUUAGUGCAGGUGUACCCAACGAAGUGUUUAUUCAUGCUUUCACUGGGGACAAAUGCACAGUAGGGUUGAAACAAUCAAUAAAUGCAUCAGUAGUGAGGCUUCCAGUAGCUUACACAGACUGCAGUGACCGCUGGCAGUGGAAGUCCCCCAUCCCCAUCCCCCUCCCUCCCUCCCUCCCUCCCUCGUAUAUAUAAAAAGGCGUGUCCUCGCCCCCCCCCGCUUCCGGACACAAGUGAGACUGAGCGCCCCACACACACCCAAGCUCGGCUCUGACGCACCUCUGCUGCCCUUCAUGGAUGCUCCAGGACUCCGGCAUCCUCCGUGAAAUUGACACGCUCCUGUGACAAGGUGGGACGUGACCACUUAACACCUCUAACUUCCUCCUCCACUGUGUGAUACGUCGGGGAAGCGUUGCCAUGGCGAACAGGGGCCCCAGUUACGGCUUGAGCCGAGAGGUGCAAGAAAAGAUCGAGCAGAAGUACGACCCGGACCUGGAGCAACGGCUGGUGGACUGGAUCGUGGCCCAGUGCGCGGGUGGUGUGGAGAAGCCGGCAGCGGGCAAGGAGGGCUUCCAGAAAUGGCUGAUGGAUGGGACGGUCCUCUGUCUGCUCAUCAACAGCCUUCAUCCCAAGGGCAAGGAGCCAAUCAAGAAGAUCUCAGAGUCUCUGAUGGCUUUCAAACAAAUGGAGAAAAUCUCUCAGUUUCUGCAGGCUGCUGAGGCUUACGGCGUCACCAAAACGGAUAUAUUCCAAACGGUAGACCUCUGGGAAGGGAAGGACAUGGCUGCGGUGCAGAGGACCCUCAUGGCAUUGGGCAGUGUGGCCGUCACUAAUGACGAUGGCCAUUACAAAGGCGACCCAGACUGGUUUCACAGGAAAGCGCAGGGCUAUCGGCGGGAGUUCACUGAGGAGCAGCUGCGCCAGGGCCAGAGUCUGAUCAGCCUUCAGAUGGGCAGCAACCGCGGAGCAUCUCAGUCGGGCAUGACGGGCUACGGUAUGCACCGUCAGAUCAUGUAGAAGACGAGCUAGCCUAACUUCCUUUACCUACUUCUUGUUUCUACUAACACUAUGUAAAGUAGCCUAUUCUGCCUUCUGCUAACUUAACCUCCCUGAAACUGCUGCUUUAAACAACGAUGUCUCCUCCUCUUUGUGUCUUCCACUCUGCUGUGCUGCUGUCACUUCUUCUUUAUGAUUUAAUGUGCAACGCGAAGUCCUCACUUUAGCACAACCCCCCCACCCCAACAUAUGAUUAAAAUGUCAAACAAGCCAUCAGUGUUCAUCGAUGCUGUGAAAAAGGCAUGCUUCUUUAAUUAAUUUAAUUUACCACGGGUGAUUGUUUUAUAGUGGUUAUUUGUUAUGUGAUUGUGGUUAUUUGUUAUGUGAUUGGGUGCUGCCUCACAUUGUGGCUGGUUUACGGGACUAGACUGUACUCUUGCCUCUAAAUGUGCACUUUUAUUUUGUUGUUUGUUUUGGUCAUGUUUGUGUUAUUUUUUUUCCCAAUAUGUUUUGAUCUAGAGGCUUACUGGAGAAAUGGAAAUAAUAAAAUACGUGAACAUAUGUUAGUGUGGUUUUGGAGUGUACAAAAUCCUUGGGUGUGUAUGGAAAGUAAACAAACUCCUGCCACCCACCCCACCACCACCACCCAUUUUAAUAGAAGAAUCCACAGUAACUAACUUCAAAAUGUAAAAAUCAUUAUGAAUUCCAAUUAAAUUUUACGGAAAAAUAUAUUUUAAAAUAAAUGUAUACCUGUAAUUGUAAUAAAAUGGAAGAGGUGGCCUGAAGGGGGUGCUGUGUACAAGGUGCACUUGCAUGCUG
This is a messenger RNA of Phycodurus eques (leafy seadragon), 2429 nucleotides long. It is a transcript of the gene tagln3b, whose product is annotated as transgelin 3b. The transcript is spliced from 5 exons. Gene Ontology annotation, molecular function: protein binding. The record is from RefSeq and is a predicted model, not a curated record. Lineage: Eukaryota; Metazoa; Chordata; Actinopteri; Syngnathiformes; Syngnathidae. The coding region runs from base 1032 to 1631 and encodes 199 amino acids.